AUGGAAGGCCGCUACGUCAACGCAGUACAUUCUUCGAGCGACUGUAAACGAGCUCUGCGGACACAUCGAGAUCAAUCGGCGCUGAUUCUUCGGCUACGCACUUUGUUACGUGCCAGCGAUGAGGAUCAAGGCAGCUUGGAACGGCAGGUAAAAGCUUUAUGGGCUCAAGUCCAUUCGCUCCAAGCCGAACUCAAUUCUCUCCAACAGCAGCGUGACCAGCUGACCUCCGACGGGUAUUUCCUUCAAAUAGACGUUUUGCAUUUGAUGGAGGAAGUGGAUCGGUCUAAGGAGGCGAUCGCCGAUGGCCUGGCCUUGAUCAGCGACCUCGUACAACAAUUGGAUUGUUUGACUCCUCUGGAGGGUCAGUUGGCAGUUUCGCAGGCGGAGAACGCCAACCUCUGUCGUCAGCUUGCGGAAAACCGCACGGUACACGACCAGUUACAGGUGGCGGAGAAAGAUCGGGAUCGGUCCAUAGCAGAACACCGUGCUCUCCUCGACAUACUGAACAGUGCUAUACUCGGGUCCCGGUCGUCUGCGUUGACCGCUCGACCGAUGCCUAGAAGUGCUACUCCGGCCGGAUCGCCACCUGUUUCCGCACCCCAGGGAUUGAGAUCGCUUGCCCGUAGGUCCAGGUCGAGAUCGUCUGGCCCGCCGGCCAAGCGUCGGCGUGUUCAACCAAGGUCACGAUCCAGGGAUUCUUCCAUCACCCGUUCGGCCUCUCGGCUAUUGUCGUUGAAUCCCUCAACACCUUCCAAGAAACUUCCCAGAUCGGCCCCACCCGAGCCUUCAUCCAAUCCUUCUUCUUCUCCGCCUUCGUCCGCGGCUUCUGGGACUGGAUCGGGAAGUGAGGAGCUGACCGAGUCGGACUUGAGCUCGGAUAAUUUGACUCGUUUCGUGUUGUCCCACUCGAGAUCGACCGCUCGUCGUCAAACUAGAUCGGAUGUCCGAUCUUUGACUCCAGACCCCUCUCCGUCUGCCCAGGCCUGCUUCCACUUCAUCCGUAGCUACCGCGUUUAA
This is a messenger RNA of Peronospora matthiolae, 1017 nucleotides long. The record is from the annotation of a GenBank genome assembly. NCBI's taxonomy places the organism in Eukaryota, Oomycota, Peronosporomycetes, Peronosporales, Peronosporaceae.